Lathyrus oleraceus (garden pea) is the source of this 2934-nucleotide messenger RNA. Its product is annotated as transcription termination factor MTEF18, mitochondrial. The record is from RefSeq and is a predicted model, not a curated record. Gene Ontology annotation, biological process: regulation of DNA-templated transcription. The coding region runs from base 48 to 1730 and encodes 560 amino acids. NCBI's taxonomy places the organism in Eukaryota, Viridiplantae, Streptophyta, Magnoliopsida, Fabales, Fabaceae. Gene Ontology annotation, molecular function: double-stranded DNA binding. The transcript is spliced from 2 exons.
GAAAAGAAACCCCUGCAGUGCACCGGCGUAGAACAAAUAAACACAGAAUGAGAGUGAUGCUGUUAACCCUUUCACGCCAUUUAUGUACCAGCAGCAAGAACAUCACAGCAACCUUAAAAUUCUCAAAAACAAAAUUCCCUUGUCGGUACAAGAAAGCUACUAUGUCACAAGCUCAACUGUCACUCACUGAUUACCUCCACGCCACAAGGUCCAUCCCUUACGCCUUCGCUGAUCAAAUUUCCAAAAACUCCAUUCAUUCCCUCUCCAAUCUCAUUUCAAAGUUGGGCUCUUUUUCAUCUUCUGAUUUCCCCAAGAAACUUGAUAAGUUCUUAAGGUACAACCCAAUUAAUGAAUUUGAGUUUUUCUUUGAAAGCAUUGGAAUUCAGUAUACUCAAAUUUCUCAUUUGUUGCCUCAUGACAAGUUCUUCUUCUCUGAAGAUGGGUCACUUCUUGAUUCUGCUUGUGUACUUUGUGAAUUUGGGUUUCCUUGGGAUAAGCUUGGGGUGCUUUAUGUGGAGAGUGGUUUUGUGUUUAAGAUGAGUGGUACUGAGUUGAAGGGUAGGCUUUGUUGGUUUCAAAGAUAUGGUUUUUGUAAUGUGCAGAUUGUUGGGAUAUGUUUGACUUUUCCUUAUGUUUUUGGUGUGGAGGAAGGGAAAUUGGUUGAUGAGAUUGAUGGGUUGCUUUCUGAGUUGAGAUUGGUGUUUUUGGAUUUUGAUUUGGGAGGGUCCGUUGAAGGGAAUGUGCAUGUUUGGCAUGAGGUUUGUAGGAAAAUUAAAGUGUUUUAUGAUUUGAGUGAUGCUAAGGGGAAGAUAGGUGAACUCAUUGGAAGGAAUAAACAUGUCAUUCUUGAACAUAAAGAAGAGGAUUUGAUUGAAAAAGUUGAGUAUUUUUGUAGAUUUUGUGUUGAGAAAGAGGAAGUAGGCCGGUUGAUUCUACAAGGUUCGGAGUUGUUGAAUCUUGAUUUGGAAAAGCCGGUGAUUAACAUGUUGAAGUUGUUGAAACACGUCGGAAUGAGCUCUAAAGGUCUUGGUGAUGUAAGGAAGAACUAUGCCCAUGCGUUGGGAACAAUAAAAAUCGAGAAUCUUCCCAAUGCGAUGAGGGCUAUGGGUUUACAAGAAUGGUUUUUCGAUAGAAUCAAGGAUGGGAAUCAUAUGCUUUUGGUGAACUUUAUCGAAAGCUAUCCCAAUGAAGAGCAUGAUAAAGGUUAUCAAAGUGGUUUGAAGACAAUUCAUAAUGCAAGAACACCAACUCACAAUAUGAGUAAAUUAAAUUUCAUGCAUAGUAAUGGAUUUGGUGAAAAUGCGAUGACCAUGGAUAUCUUAACUCACAUGCAUGGAACAAGUGAAGAGUUACAAAAAAGAUUUGAUUGUCUUCUACAUUUAGGGAUUGAAUUCUCAAAGCUGUGUAAGAUAAUCACAAAGCAGCCAAAGGUUCUAAGCCAAAAUCCCGAAACUCUAGAGAAAAAGAUUAACUUUUUACGUCAGGAGAUGGGAAAGUCCUUAGAGCUUUUGGACACUUUUCCAGCAUUUAUAUGUUUUGAUUUAGAGAACCGAAUUAAGCCGAGGUUCAGAUUCCAUAUGUGGGUUUUGGAAAAAGGAUUGUCUUCCAAAAACUAUUCCAUUGCAAGCAUGAUUGCGACUAGUGACAAGAAUUUUGUAGGCCGCGCUUUUAAAAUUCACCCGGCCGCUCCAAAACAUUGGUUUGAGCAAUUCUAUCCCAAGAAAUUUUGAGCUAUCAAGAUGAUCACAUUACUGUUUGUUGUAUAUGAAUUCCACCAUUUUUCCAAUUCAAUUUGUACAAAUCUCAAACUUGGUUACUUAAUUCCCAACAUUUGGGGUUGAACACUAACCUAUUUGAUAUUCUUGAAACACUAAUCUAUUAGAGGUAUCUUUCCUUUGCGAUGAAAGUGAGACAUUUACCUAAAAAUAUUUAUCUUGCUUUACUUCAUUUAGCCAUAUUUUCUUCCGCUUUUUCAACAGUAUUAUUCUACAGAUCUGCAGAAUCAAGGCACUCGCCGGCAAUCACAAUGCUCCUAGAACCCUUCAAGUUGAAUCAUUGAGGUAGAAGAUGAUCCUUUGUUUUUGAUCCAUUACUAUUGCAGCUUCAUGCGCAGUGCAAUAUUGUGAGGGUGAGGCAUCUCAAUUGUCGCGGGAUCUUUAGGAUGAGAAUUUACCUUGGUGGAAUUUGACAAGAAAAUGACCAUUUUGAUAUUAGGGGAGGAGCAAAGCCUCGAAGUUCUGCAAUACUAUGUUGUAAUUCAAGGGAUUUUUCCUAUUUUCUAGUCUAUAUCAGCUGGUUUCUAUCUACUGGUAUAAGAGCAAUUCUAAUCCCGAUCCAGGAAGAUUCUGCAGGUGUGCUGUAAAUUUUGGCAUGUGAAGAUGGCUGUAGAUUUGAUGGAAGGGAGGUCGAUUGAUGGCGGAUCCAGACAGAGCAAUAUUUUGAGUCAAGACAUGAAGUUUCGGUGGGCUGUUGUAUUUGCAUUGAGAAGAAAUGCUCUUGGUUGGUGGAUUUCUUGGAAGAUGGAGAUGUAGUGACAUAGAUGAAUAUAGGACUAGAAAAAGGAAACCAAGAAAUGCGAAACAGAUUACCGAAUACAAUGUGUGAAGAUGAAUGUAAGUAUAGCAAGAGAACGAUCACGACGAAGGAGACUCUUGAAGAAAAACAGAAUAUUAUGGAGUUGAUUCCAGUACAAGAAAGUAAAAGUUACAACGGCUUUGUGGUUCCAAACCGAAUCUGAACCACCUUUACAAAAAACCCAAUCUGAUUCUUUGUAAACCGAGAACCGAUUCUUUGAUUCCAUCAUUGUUCACAAAAAAAAUGAUCUUUAUUAGGUAGCAAAACCAUUAUUUUGUAUAUUAAUCACAAUGAUGUAAUAUAGCAGCCAACCUUACCAUUCAUAUUGAUUAAUCAAAAUUUCUCUUAUUUUAUUAUCAA